UCAUCUUCCUCGUGUUCUUCCUUUCUUUCUCCUAACAACACAAUUCCUAGACCUCAAAUAAAAUCUGUUACACCACCACACACAAAAAAGCGUCACUAACCAAAUAAUCGAAAAAAAAUGGAGAAAAUUUCGCACAGAAAAAUCCCAGUUAAUGGCAUAAACAUGCACAUAGCAGAAAUCGGGGACCCCACAAAAGGAACGAUCCUAUUCCUGCACGGAUUCCCAGAACUCUGGUAUUCAUGGCGCCACCAACUUCUCUCCGCGGCCGCCGCGGGGUACCACGCCGUUGCACCUGACCUCCGUGGAUACGGAGACACCGAUGCACCGCCGUGUUCCGCCAGUUACACCUCCUUCCAUGUCGUCGGAGAUCUUAUCUCUCUCCUUGAUUUUCUCAAAGUAGAGCAAGUGUUUUUGGUGGGACAUGAUUGGGGUGCUAUUAUUGCUUGGCAUUUUUCACUAUUUCGGCCUGAUCGAAUCAAGGCGUUGAUCAAUUUGAGCGUUCCGUUUAUGCCGCGGAACCCGAAUCGGAGACCGAUUGAUGGUUUGCGCCUUGCUCUUGGGGAUGAUUUUUAUAUGUGUAGAUUUCAGGAACCUGGAGAGAUGGAGGAAGAAUUUAAUAGUAUUGACACGGCUAGAUUAAUGACGCAAUUCCUGCUUUCCCGUGAUCCAAAGCCUCCUAUUAUACCUAAAGGAAAAUUAGCAGCAAGUGCAGAAAAAGCUAUUGAUUUACCUCCAUGGCUUUCAGAGGAUGACAUCAACUAUUUUGCUAAAAAGUUCAAACAGACAGGCUUUACCGGUGGUCUGAACUACUAUCGAGCCAUGAAUCUGACAUGGGAGCUGAUGGCACCAUGGACAGGGAUGCAAGUUAAAGUACCAGCAAAGUUCAUAUUGGGGGAACUGGAUGUAACUUACAGUUUUCCGUUUACAAAGGAUUACAUACAUAAAGGUGGGUUCAAAAGAGAUGUACCAUUAUUGGCUGAUGUUGUUGUAAUGGAAGGAGCUGCUCACUUCAUAAACCAAGAAAAGCCAGAAGAAAUAAGCAAACAUAUCCUGGAAUUCUUUGAAAAAUUCUAAUCCUCUCGAGAUGCACUUCCCUUGCAUAUUGCAUUUCAACAUUCGUACGUACAGGGACGACAGAACACACUCUCUGGUCAAUUGUAACGUAUGGUGUUGAUAUGGUGUAUCGUAUAUUUAUUACAUACUUACAUAGUUACAUGUACAAUGUUCUCCAUUAUUCAGGAUCUCCUCUUUCACAGAUACCUCUUUCCCUGCCCUCAUAUCUGUCAUCUCUUGCAUUAUUUGCAAUCAAGUUUUGCUGAAUGGCUUUGUUUGUAAUGCAAUCUUUUUCAUUUAACUA
Molecule: messenger RNA, 1357 nt
Organism: Spinacia oleracea (spinach)
Lineage: Eukaryota; Viridiplantae; Streptophyta; Magnoliopsida; Caryophyllales; Amaranthaceae
Exons: 3
Coding region: 118-1074 (318 amino acids)
Molecular function (GO): catalytic activity
Source: RefSeq, a predicted model, not a curated record